Molecule: messenger RNA, 2958 nt
Organism: Danio aesculapii
Lineage: Eukaryota; Metazoa; Chordata; Actinopteri; Cypriniformes; Danionidae
Gene: csnk1g2b
Product: casein kinase 1, gamma 2b
Exons: 11
Coding region: 682-1914 (410 amino acids)
Biological process (GO): endocytosis; signal transduction; peptidyl-serine phosphorylation
Cellular component (GO): nucleus; cytoplasm; plasma membrane
Molecular function (GO): ATP binding; protein serine/threonine kinase activity
Source: RefSeq, a predicted model, not a curated record
GCUUCGCUCACCGAAACGGUAGGCUUAAAGAGACAACAGCGAAGCCGGGCUAGUCUUUAGUGGUGAAUUAAAUCACGUUUCAUAGCCUAAAUAAAGGACCAUGUCGCGGCACACUACAUAGGGGACUCACGCGCAGGGAUCAAGAGGACGAAAGCCUAUACUCCUGGAACCUGCUCAAGCUGCUGGUUCUGUCCACACAGCAGUGUUAGAUAAUGAAGAAUGUUCACUGUAUUACCCAGGACUGACUUCAAGGAAACCAUGAGGAGCACAAGGGGACGUUCACUUGUUGGGUUCCACUAGCAGGAAUUGUGUAUGUCAGUGUUGAGGAGUCUGUGUGGGUGGAUGUGUGUGUGCGUGCGUGUGCGUCUGUAUGUGUGCGUAUGCUAGCAUCACCUGCCUGCUUCAGGCAGUGACAUGUAACUCUGAGGACUACUGUACAGUAAAGGAUUCCCAUCCACCCAAGGAUUAAUGCAGGGUCGACACUUUUGGUGAUACCCAUCGCAUCUGCAGAAGACAUUACUUCCUGCUCCGCAGAAAUCACCUUUAUAUAGAUACUUUGAAACCUCUUGACCUGUUGUCUUCUGGCCACUGUCCCCACACAUUCCCUGGGGGUUGUUUUGAAACUUCUCUGUUUUGCAUGGCAGGGGAGUAACCGUGGAGAGGCCAGGGUAUCACAAGCUUAUGGAUUUUGAGAAGCGAGGUGGGAAGGGAGAGACAGAGGAAGUAAAAAAAAUGUCAAAACCAACUGGUAGUCGGACUGGGGGCCGGGGAACAGGGAACUCUGGGGUCCUCAUGGUCGGCCCCAACUUCAGGGUUGGGAAGAAAAUCGGCUGUGGAAACUUUGGUGAGCUGCGGCUGGGAAAAAACCUCUAUACAAAUGAAUAUGUGGCCAUCAAACUGGAGCCAAUCAAAUCAAGAGCGCCUCAACUCCAUUUGGAGUAUAGGUUUUAUAAACAGCUGGGAAAUUCAGAGGGAGUUCCUCAGGUCUUCUACUUCGGGCCUUGCGGCAAGUACAACGCUAUGGUUCUGGAGCUGCUUGGGCCCAGUCUGGAGGACCUGUUUGACCUCUGCGACCGCACUUUCUCCCUCAAGACCGUCCUAAUGAUAGCUGUUCAACUGAUAACACGGAUGGAGUUUGUUCACUCACGGAACUUGAUAUAUCGAGACGUCAAGCCAGAAAAUUUUUUAAUGGGGCGGCCGGGGUCCAAGAGGCAGCACACCAUUCAUAUCAUCGACUUCGGGCUUGCCAAAGAAUACAUAGACCCCGAGACCAAAAAACACAUCCCAUACCGAGAGCAUAAGAGCCUUACUGGCACUGCCCGGUAUAUGAGUAUCAACACACAUUUGGGAAAAGAACAAAGCAGAAGGGACGACCUAGAAGCACUGGGCCAUAUGUUUAUGUACUUCCUGAGAGGCAGUUUGCCCUGGCAGGGCUUGAAGGCGGACACAUUGAAAGAACGCUACCAGAAAAUUGGCGACACCAAGCGAGCCACACCGAUAGAAGUGCUAUGUGAAAGUUUCCCAGAAGAGAUGGCCACCUAUCUGAGAUAUGUGCGGCGACUGGACUUCUUCGAGAGACCGGAUUACGAAUACUUAAGGAAUCUCUUCAAAGACCUCUUCGACAAGAAUGGCUUUGUCUUCGAUUACGAGUACGACUGGGUCGGCAAGCCUCUUCCUACACCUAUAGGCCCAAUCCCCACAGACACACCCCAGCCUAGCAGAGACAAAGCACAACCGCAGACUAAAAACCAGGUCAUGAGCUCCACAAACGGAGAGCUGAACACAGAUGACCCGACUGCAGGACACUCCAACGCCCCCAUCACUGCACCUGCUGAGGUAGAGGUGGCAGACGACACAAAGUGCUGUUGUUUUUUUAAGCGGAGAAAGAGGAAAGCUCUUCAGAGGCACAAGUGAAGCGCUCGUGGAAAAGAACUUGAAACAUUCUGGUCACUGUUAAGUUUAAAAUGCAAGCAAAUACACAAAUCUCUCUCUCUUUCUGUCUUUCUCUAUAUCUCUCUCUCUCUCUCUUCCCAUCACACUUUCUUUCAUAGAUGCUUCACCACUUAUUGGAGUGCAAAGGAAUGUUGUUGACUGUCCAACAGACUCUGGUUCCUUCCUUAAAAAAAAAAAGAAGAAAUGAAGAUGCAUAGGAUGUGUAAAAAUGAAAUCACACAUAAACGCUCAAAAAGAAUGAGAUGAUACGAGAGUGAUUAAUGAUACAAGACCACAGUGGUGUGAACUAAAAAAGAGGCUGUUUGAAACAGCUGAUGUGUUUCUAGAUUCCAUGCAGAGUGUUUAUUGUUCAUUGAUCAGGGGACAAAAUAUCAGUGAGCUGAUGAUUUAAGUUUUCUUAGAAAUAGUUCUUAUUUGUGACAAAACGUGAGGGCAGGAGUUGCCUCCGCACUGGGAAAGAGUCACCAAAUUACAAUAACAGGACGCAUUUCAUCUCAACCAGACUCUGGACUCUUUUUUUUUUUUCCCCCAAUUGUAAUUAUUAUAAUUUUUUUAUGAUUUACAGGAAUCUUUCAGUUGUAAAGCAGUUGUAGUGUCCUGGAAAUGCUUUAUUUCUGUCCUUUAUUUUUGUCUUGUUUUUUUUUUUUCCCAUAUAAAUUCUUCCGUUUUUUUCUUCUGUCAUUGUGGACUUUGUAGCACAGUUACUGGCCUCAGGUACUGUGGGGGACGGAGAAACAAAUGGAUAUUAUUCUCUUGUCAUUGUUGUUAAUGCACUUUUGGAAAACAAAGUAGAAGACAACAACUGUGGGCUUGAAUUAAAAUGAUGAGAUAAAUGUCAGACUAUAUGAACUGACGUGGGAGCGCUCCCGCAACAGGGCUGAUAUCUGUUCAAGGACCGUUUAAAAAAAGAAGAAGAAAUGUACUUCAGUUUUAUUUCUCACAUCAAAAUUUAUUUACCAGGAAAUCAUAGUUUGUGCCUUUCCAAGUAAAAUGUUUAAGAUUUAA